UCGAUGUCAUUACGUUAAUCGGAAAGAAGAUAUUGACCAAGAUUUUAUAGUAAAUUACACCGGUAAUUAAGGUGCCUCUGAAAUCUUGGAGGAGCCGAUCUCUGUGAUAUUGAAACCCAGUCAUCAACUACACCCAUCAUUCAUUACUAACAUAAUCCAUCAAUGAUUAGUUGGUAAAAUGAUUUCUCAUAAACCUAAAAUAUAUUUAACCAUUGUUAAGGUUUUGUUUUGAUUUGAUUCUUGUACAUGUCCAGUUGUAUUCGUACGGUUCGUUCUAAGGACACAUAUAUUUCAAGUGUAGAAAGUAGAUUAGAUUUUAUGCAUAAUACGUACGGUGCUUUACAUAACAAAAUAGUUAUUCAUCAAUAAAUUAAAGAAUUGAAAGUACUGUAAUUUAACUGGUUCUAGUUAAUCUUUGUAGAAUAUUCGAUUUGACAAUGAAGUACUAACGAUCGAUUAACUUUCUGUCUAGUUUGAAUUUGUUGUUAGAAUGUAUACGAUCAUCAGUAAUGAGAAAUUUUAAAAAUUGAUUUUGGAAAAAAACUGUUUUUCGAUAAAACAAUGAAAAGAUGGAGUUAAUCUGAAAAAUGUGAUGUAUUUGCGCUAUACAUUUCGAACAAUCUGGUCAUCAUAUACAUGUCAGGGCAUUUUAUAUGAAAACUAAUAAAAGUCAAUUAAAUGAAAGUUCAAUUAAAAAAGUAACAAAGAGGAAAGAAACAAUUUUACAUUGUAUAUAAUGAAUAAGAAAUUUUCGCGUUAUCCUAGGCCAUAGAAUGACUUAAGGAUUACCAAGGUAAAUUCAAGGUGACGACAGAUUGUUUUUGUACACAUAAGGGGGGUUUAGAUUUACGAAUAGCCAAGGUUUCAAUAAACUUGAGAAUUCGGCCUUGACAAUUUCUAUACAACGUUCUAAAAGCUGUAUCAAUGUCAAUUUUGUGCCCCGUUUCAAUUAUAUGUUUCGAUAGCGAAACAUAUAGCGCAAAUACAUCACACUUUUCAGACCAACUCCAUCUUCUCAUUGUUCUAUAGAAAUUUAUAAAAGGCACUAAUUGCUUUAAUGGUGUUUUUGUUGAAUAUGUUUUAUCUGUUUUAUAACCAAUGUAUCUUACUGACAAAUGUAACGAUCCGACUCCAUAGAAAAGUUCAUUCAGUUUUUAAAUAUAAUUUCUAUAAACGGUUAAGAUUAACUAAGUAACUAUGAAAAUGAGAUACAUAUUCCAUUUAAUGGAGUUCCAAAGAUGAACAUAAUGGAAGUAAAAGCCGUUGUUUAUAUAUAAGAAAACGUCUUUUUAGUUUUGUUGCGAAUGAAGUGAUUCAAGUGAGUAUGCAGUCAUGUUUCAAAUCUUAUUGAUGUGAUGGCGUAUUUUAACUGCUCAGUAUGCCUUGAUUACAAUACUUUACCUGACUAAUCCCGAAUCAAAACAUCAAUAGGAAGCGAACAAAAUAUAUUAGGAAAAUUUGAGUAGCAAAAGAUAAUCUCGAAAAAACGUUAGACUUUAUUCUAGUGUUCUCAAUCCAUUUAUUAGCAUAGAUUGAUGGACUAUGGAUUAAGCAGCAUACUCCAACUUGACGUUAACUUAGGAAGGUAUUAAUGAGCACCGGACUCUGCUAACAGUGAUAGAUUAUAAAAAUUCAUCUCUAGGCAAUUUGUAAUGGUUCAUAACUUUGCAGAAGUUAUAAGUAAGAGAUUUAUGAUCAUUAGUCCAUGUGUUACAUACUCCAUUUAUCUUAGAAAAUUUAUUACCUUACUACUCAUCAAACCCCAGUAGUAUAAAUCAGCUCUACUUGUUCAGUUUUUAAAACGAUUAUUCAACUCGACUUAUUCUACCUAAACACUGUUUUGUUCUAGAUUAGUACCCUUGUGAUUAUAUGAGCACUGUAUUAUUAAUCUUACUUAUAUGAAAAUAUUUUCAAACAAUAAACAUUGGAAAGUAUUCAUUUCACUAUUCAGUGAUAAAUCAUUAGAAUAAAAUGAAUUCAUUUAAAUUUCCAAAUGAUUAAUUAGUAACUUUGUUUAAAUUAUCUGACGCAACUAAAACUAUUAAUAUAACGUUUAUUCAUACAACCAAUAUCCACAACAAAUAAAUCAGUUUAUAAGUGGCGUGAUAUAUAUUUCUAUUCAGUUUUCUUAACGUCAACUGAACAAGUUAAAAUGAUGAAUAAAACGUGUUAUUUUACCAACUGAUAAAAUUACAUGUAUCAAUUAAUUUUAAAUAAGUAUUGAAUUUUCUUCAUAUAAUUCAAAUGCUGACGAGCUCAUCAUCUUGGAUAUUACAAUGUGAUGAGACGAUAUCAUGUGAAAUAUGGUCAAAUCAUAUAAACAGUUCACACAACUUGAAGAUUAACCUCACUUGAAUUGUUACAACAAAUGUGAAUAAUAUCCGUCUCCAUAUUUAGCAAUGCUUUGUUUCCUCCCUGAAAAUCAUGUCCAUAUUCAAAAUGGAAGUGAUUCUGAUCAUAUAAUUUUUAAAUAAACGGAGUUUUCAAUGCUUUAUUACUGUAUUGCUAUUUAGUUCUAUUGUACUUUUGGUUACAAAACUUAUCAGUAAACACUGGAAGUUAUUCGAACAGAAAUAAAAAAUUACAACACUUAUCCUACUUAAUGACUGUGGUUUAACUAUCCUAAUAAAAUAAAAUCUAAGCUGUAGUGAGUAAGCAGAUUAUUCCAAUUUCCAAGGUUACCGCCCAAAUAUCCUUGUCUGGACCGAACCUGGAUAAUUCAAUAUUGUGAUGUCUUCGUUCACGCCUAUUGGUAUUGCGGUACGGUUUCAAGUCUUUUAUGAGACCCAAUGGGGAUUAAGAAUGAUUUUUAAGUACUACUAUUCAACUUCUGUCAAAAUAAGUUUCUAAUUAGUUUUGCCUUCUGUGUCCAAUUCGCUAAGUUUGUUAAACGUUAGAAGCUUGGGUAGAAUGUCAGUUGGGCUGCAAACCAUAACGGACAUCAGUUGUGGUGCAAUUAAAAAGUGAAGAGUUAGACAUCUGAUCUUGUUGCCUACAAAUUCUUCCCAGUUUCACAUCUUGAUGUCACAUGGAUCAAACCUAGAACUUUUGUAUUUUAUAACUUUAGUCAGUCUAUGAUAAUCAGCUAUGGAAUUUAUUUUAGACAACGCUAUUUUCUUCUCAAAAAAACCCCGAUGUAUCCACAGUGUCUCACGUUCACUUGUUAAGGUUGAUUGGAAGUAAUACUGAAUAAAUCAGAACCAGAUAAUAUUGUUUUCUAGUAUCUUAGAACAAUUUCCUCUAAGACAAACAAAUAAGAAAGGGGUGAUGAUUGGAAACAAAAGUAUAUUUAUUUGUUGAUGGAGAUCAAGCAAAUUGAGGUAUGUAAAUUGGUUAUCUAGAUGGAGAGAAGUGUUUCAUAAGGAGUCAUGAUGUAAUUUGGUGUCAGUGCUUGACCGAAGCAGACAAAUGUUAAUAGAUGAUAGAACUGAACUAUCUUUUUGAGAUCACUGUUAUUCGAGUCUCGGUUUGUCACUUAAUGACGACGAGAGCUUGGCUGACUAGUAUCUCCAAUUAUGCUUAACAGAUUGUUAAGUGUUAUAAUAAAACGAUGAAACUUCAGUGUAUAUUCAAGAAAAUUAAAUAUUACAUCAAAACAUCUAUCAUCGUGUCAUGCCAUCACGUACAAUGCUUGUGCAAGUCCACAAAUACCCCAUAUACCUUCUGCGUUUUGCUCUUUACCUCAACGAAACUCAUCCGAUUCACAUAUAGUGGUUACUAGUCUUCACGCUAUCUAUAUUACAACUCCUAGGGUACUUUACAGACAAAUAUGGACAUGACAUGAAUAUUUGUUUCAUUUAAUUAUAACAUUUAUGUCUAAACGUUAAUGAGCACUUAAUGAUUUGAGAAGGGGAAAGGUAUGUAAAUAUUAUCAUGACAGACUUAGAUUAUUCUACCACGAAAUUUCCCAUAACAGCUAUUCUUGAAUAUGGUUUUCAGAUGGAUUUUAACGAGAUAACCUGUGAUUAAAGACAGACCACAUCAGACAGAAAAUAUUCGCAUAACAUACACGAUUUAUUAUCUACUUUGAAAUGUAAGGCUGUUUUCAAAUAAAACAUUAAAUAUGCAUGAUCAGAACCUGAAGAAUUGCUAAGUUGUCUCGAGGUUGAGAAUCUAUGUACUAUGCAGACUCCAAAGAUGUCUCAGAAACUGAUUGUUUGACAAUCUCUUUUUAUCUAACGAAAGUCAGUCAAACCACAAGUCAAGGAUGAUGGGGUGUGAAGAAACAUUUUAAUAACGGCCGGUGUGUUGAAUUGUUCACAAUCUAAGCUAAUUAGUGGUCGUAGAAGAAGAACAUCACAGCAUGCCCAAACGUGAUCUGGUAAAUAAUGUAUCUAGUAAAACUGACAAGGUUAACAUCAAUAUAGAAGUCUGACAGAGAUAUUUAUUUCGAUGACUGACUUACCACUAAGACUGGUUUACCAGUCACAAUUCCAGAAACAAAAAUGUAAAUGAAGUGAUGUUUAUGUUACUCUAUUAAUGUACAUUUUAGUCAUUAUUUUGCACGAAAUUAUACUGAAGUUUAUCUUGCUACUGACUCCACCUGUAGCUCUUCUAGGGUUACUCAAGGUCCCAAGACCGGGUAGAAGAGGAGGGAUUGGCAUGGGGUCCACAAUCUCAUCCCGUAGAAAGCAACCUAGAUAAAAUACGCUAACCAGCAAUGACGACGAAGAAGAUCAGGUCUACUCAAGGCUGCGAUCGGUCAUUGCGAAGUGUUCAGGAAAGGCCUAACCAUCCUCAUGGGAGAUCUAAGCGCCAAAGUUGGAAUGAACAACACCGGUUAUGAAGUUAUCAUGGACGACAUGGACUGACUGGGAGAAAGGAACGAGAAUGGCUAGAGAUUCACUAAUCUAAUCUAUAUGCAUUCAAGAAGUUGGUUAUAGGCAGCACAAUAUUUCCCCUACAAACUCAUACACAAAGCUAAAUGGAUCUUACUGGAUCACAUCACGGAGAACCAGAUCGAUCAUAUUUGCAUCACUGAAAAUUCCAGAAGGUUAAUGUAAGAUAUGAGAACAAAGAGAGGAGCUGAUAUAGCUUGAGACAACCACCUGGUGGUUGUCAAGAUGAAACCGAGGCUAGAGAAACACCGGGCAACUGGAGAAACAGCAUUACAAACGUUCAAUACAGCCUUCCUUUGAGAUACCAACCAACUCGAUGAAUUCAAAAUAACUGUCGGCAACAGCUUCCAAAUAUUACAGGAUCUACUGAAAGAAGAAGAAACUACGAUUGAGAACAACUGGACACAGAUCAAACAAGCACUAACUUCAAAGUACCAUGUGCUGACCCACAAGAAGCACCAUCAUAAUGAAUGGAUCGUCAUCGACACCCUAGACAGGAAUCAAGAGAGGAAGAACAGGAAGACAGCAAUUAACAACAGUCGAACAAGAACAGAGAAAGUCGAGGCACUAGCUGAAUACACAGAAUCAAACAAGCAAGUGAAGAAGAGCAUUAGAUUCGACAAGCAGAAAUACGUGGAAGAUCAGCAAAAACAACGGAAAAAUCUGUAAGAGAAGGAAAUAUGAAACAACCACAUGAUACGAUAAAGAGACCAGUAGGGAAAUAUAGUAAAUCAGAGAGACCGGUCAAUGGCAAAGAAAGUAAGCCGAUCACUGAAAUUCAAGGACAGAGGAACAGAUGGAUGGAACACUCCGAGAAACUCUUGAAUAGACCAGCUUCAAUGAACCCACCAGACAUUGAAGCAGUACACACAGACAUUCCAAUACAUCUCACUCCACAAACAAUCAAAGAAAUCAGGAUGACCAUCAGACAAAUCGACAGUGGGAAAUCAGUAGGACCAAACAGUGAACCAGCUGAAGCACUGAAGUGAGACAUAGAAGUAACUGCGAAGAUGGUCUACAUCCUAUUGAAGAAGAUUUGAGAGGAGGAACAAGUUCCGACAUGAUGGAAGAAAAGAUAAUCCAUCAAGAUACUAAAGAAAGGAGAUCGGGCGAAUGUGAAAACUAUACAGGCAUCGCAUUAUUGCUAGUACUAGGGGAGAUUUUCAACAGUGUUGUUGAACAGGAAGGAAGACUCAGUAGACGCUCCACUUCGAAAUCAACAGGCUGGAUUACAUAAGAAUCAGUUGUGCACAGACCAAAUCGUGACACUGUGGAUCGUCAUUGAUUAAUCGGUUGGAUGGGACUCGUCUCUAUACAUCAACUUCCUUGACUGUGAGACAGCGUUUGACAGUGUGGAUGGUAGGACCUUAUGGAAACUUCUUCGACAAUGUGGAGUGAGUAGCUCAGAAGACUGUCAACAUCAUCCGGAAUUAAUAGGACGCUUUUCAGUGCGAAGUUGUACAUGGAGGAGAGUUGACAGAUGCAUUACAAGUGAGGACUGGAAUCAGACAAGAAUGCUUACUCUUUCUUCUGGUUGUUGAUGUGGCCUUCCAUCCCAUACACACGAACAAAUGCAGAUGAAGACAGCCACUUCAGCAGCAGCCUCUGUAUCAGUAAGCCUCAACAUACACAAGGGAAAAAGCAACAUCCUCAAAUACAACACGGAGAACACCAACAGACUCACACUUGAUGGAGGACCUCUGGAAGAUGUAGAAUCUUCCACGUACCCGUAAAGCAUUAUCGAUGAACAAGAAGGAUCUGAUGCCUACGUAAAGUUAAGGAUCUGCAAAGUAAGGGCAGCAUUUCUACAGUUGAAUAAGAUAUGAAAUUUAGAACAACUGUAUCUCAGCCAAUAUCAAAGUCAUAAUCUUUAAUACGAACGUCAAUACAGUCCUAGUGUACGAAGCUAAAUUUUGGAGCACUAACAAAACCAUCAGCAAAAAGAUACAAGUAUUUAUAAACAGUUGUCGAUGCAAGAUACUCAUUUUCCGUUGAUCGAAUUUCAUCAGCAACAGCCUACUGUGGAAGAGGACAAACCAAAUUCCAGCUGAGGAUGAAAUUAGGAAGAGAUGCAGGAAGCGGAUAGAACAUACAUUACGAAAUUAUCAAAUUGCAUCACGAAGCAAGCGCUAACUUGGGAUCUUGAAGGGAAACGGAAAAGUGGAAGACCAAGGAAAAUAAUUUAUUUGGAAUCGGAGGCAGAUAUAAAAAAAAUGAAUGGGAAUUGGAAGCAACUGAAAAAAGCCUCCUAGGACAGAGUUGGAUAUAAAAUACUGCUAUGCGGCCUGUGCUCCUUCAUGAGGGGUAUCAGGCGUAAGCAAGUAGGUAAGUUAUUCAGCCGCAAGCCUUUACUGCUAGGUCUCCAACUUUAAGGGAUGGUGUCGAAAAUCUUCUGGGAGAAGCAUGUUCAGAAAUACCAUAAGCCAACUAACUUAUUCGAGUCCCCUGUCGGAUAUAUAAGAAAGAUAAUCAGGCUAACUGUUGCGUCGAGUCAUUCAGAACCGCUAAGCCUACUGUAGCCAACAGGUUAGUUCCGAAACAAGUUAGGAGAGUAUUAAAUGUUGUUUGCUCUAAGAUUUGAAAACGAAUUUUGAAAAUCAUAUUUAAUGUUUUUAGACACAGUUUAAGCUCUCCAUGUCAUUAAAAACAUUGAUCAACUGGGUCCACCCAGAACGUGGUUUCGUAUUACUGUAUCAUAUAUAUACAUAUAUGAACGUACAUAUCACUCAUCUAUUUUUCGAAGGAUAAUAAGUUACUGUAUGUGAAAUUACAGAGAUAGUUACACGCUAUUUGUUCUAAACUAUAAUUAGGAGAAUGCAAAAUAGCAUCCUCUCAGCUGGUGAGCACAACUCCUUAAUGGAUAAAUUCAAGAUAAGAUCCGGCAAAUAAGUAUUCAUUUAAUAAUUAUCAUCCUUCACCCGAACCAACUGUGGUGGUCUCUCAGUCGAUCCAACUUCUUUUCGAAAGGGCCGACAAAUCGAGCUCCAAUCACAUGUUGGAGUAAUGAAUUCAAUUCUUUGAUGAUUC
Schistosoma haematobium is the source of this 7865-nucleotide messenger RNA. RefSeq lists its product as uncharacterized. Lineage: Eukaryota; Metazoa; Platyhelminthes; Trematoda; Strigeidida; Schistosomatidae. The transcript has a single exon. The record is from RefSeq and is a predicted model, not a curated record. Bases 5519 to 5827 code for a protein of 102 amino acids.